CUGGCAGUUCCAAGCGGUUAUCGCUUCCAACUUUACUGUAACUUGUGUUGAGCGAGUCUUGCUUGUACAGUUCUUAAAGGCAUGUGCUGCCGAAUGACUUGAAUUAAAGUUAAGUCGUUGAAUUUUUCCUUCCUGAUCCUGUGUUUAGUUCUGCCUAAUGAACCAUAUUGUUAAUAAAUUAAUAUAAUUGUUUCCUGAUCGGUAAAACGUGAGCGCGUACAGGAAUUCUGUGCUUCCAUUAGCUGGUUUCUUUGAUUGCUUCGUGCCUCGAGGUGCUAUGAUGGCAAAAUCUGUCACAUUUCUGUUAUCGGGAUGCAGACUGCCGUGCGUUUUUCUGGUUUUUUCAAUUUUCAGCCUUGUCUCCUGCAGUCCUGUUCCACAAGAAGCCACGGGAAGCGUGCUCGACUUAAAGGGUAUUCGAAAGAUUAGCGUCGACGGUGGUCAGCAGCUCGUACUUGGGUGUGAUAGCUACAACAUGGUGACACCCGGGAAAACGAAAAUGAUGUGGGUUCGUUAUAAUAUUGCGGAUAACUCCGAGGUGCCUCUUUUUCACGACACAGUGAAGCUGAGGAAGCAACAGCGCUAUCAUUUGAUUAACGGCUUUGACUUGGGAAUUCACAAUGCCACUUACGAAGACAUUGCUGUGUUUCAAUGCUAUGAUAUGUUCCACCCGGAAAUGGUCACGCGGUAUCUAGUGGACGUGCAAAACCUGAAACCUGAACAACAAGCUGUCACGGAAGAUUUUGAUUUACAUACUGAAACGCCGGAUCUGGAAGGAACUACGGUCGACGAAUCAGGUGUGAGUGGCAACGAUACGGCAACGUACUACGACGACGCCGAGGAAGAGGAAGCGAGCGAUCGCGAGCAUCCAGCCGGCGCCGUGGAAUCUGAUGUAAGCGGUGCUGAACAGGGCGAUGACAGGGAAACAGACGCCCUAGUCGCACAUCAUGCUGCAGGCGAUGAUGAUUCUGAAGAAGCGGAUCCGGAGAUGAACAAGGAAGCCGAUUCUGGCGCAGAACUGGAAGAGACGACAACGACCGAAACGUCCAGCACAUCUGCAGCCGGCGAAGAUUUUGGUCACGAUGGAUACGUCGACGAAAACACAUCGGACGAUGACCUUCAUGAAGAAACCGGGGAGUUCGCUUCGAACUCCGAGAACGCGUUGCCAAAUAAGCACAGCGAGGAUGAACAAAUUACGGAGAGUGCCGAUGACAUGGAUUACGUGACAGAUAAUCCUAACGUUAUCAGUACAAGUACUGCAGAAUUUAUAACCUGGGAGACCACCACCGAUACUGUCAUCGUGGUCAAUACCGUGAAUCGAGCGGAACGGAAGGAUCAUCAUGCCCACCCAACAAGACCAUCCCAUCGGUGGUCAUCCGGCGAAGAGACAAGUGAGACCACAGCCACGACGUCGACGGAAUCGACUACGACUGCAACAUCUGCCCCCACCACCACCACAACUACUCCCAGCACGUCGAUGAGCACAACAACCUCCACAGAAGCAACAACCACCACUUCCGCAACGUCCAGCCCUGCAUCGUCCAUGGAAUCGUCGACGUUCCUGCCCACAACAACUGAAGACCAUCUUGCGGAGAACGAUGAUGAAAAGCUGCAGAUGUUGCCGAAAUCCAACAACACGCUGAUUGCACCGGCUUCCGGUUCUGGUAAAGGUGUGCGACAAAGCGGCUACAUUGAUCACAGUGCGGACGAUACGGUGGGACCGGUGAGCCGCAAAGUGGUGUCUAGCGCCGGAAGGUUGAUGCUAACGGUGACGAAUAUGCUGACGGUGGCAGUUUGCUCACUUCUGAUUAUGUGAUUGUGUUUCGGAAUGCGCACAUGGUGUGUACCUACCUGGUGAUAACAGUGAGAACGGUGUAGUUCGAGUUCGGAAUUCUUGAUUGCGAAAACCCAGACGCGGGUGUAGCUGCCCUCGCGUUCUGCUGAUUUUUGUGUUUUUGCAUAUUUGAUGUGCCUUAGAGUUUUCCUGGUUUCAUCAUUUUUCUCUCUAACAUUCCAUUUUUUGAUCUCACAAAUUGUUGAUGUUUAAUUUAACUGCUGUACUUAGAAUUAACGAUCUGAAUUGUGUGAACGAA
Paramacrobiotus metropolitanus is the source of this 2093-nucleotide messenger RNA. RefSeq lists its product as uncharacterized. Lineage: Eukaryota; Metazoa; Tardigrada; Eutardigrada; Parachela; Macrobiotidae. The record is from RefSeq and is a predicted model, not a curated record. Bases 278 to 1816 code for a protein of 512 amino acids. The transcript has 2 exons.